Monomorium pharaonis (pharaoh ant) is the source of this 2470-nucleotide messenger RNA. Its product is annotated as tyrosine-protein kinase receptor torso. The record is from RefSeq and is a predicted model, not a curated record. Gene Ontology annotation, molecular function: transmembrane receptor protein tyrosine kinase activity; protein binding; ATP binding. Bases 203 to 1846 code for a protein of 547 amino acids. NCBI's taxonomy places the organism in Eukaryota, Metazoa, Arthropoda, Insecta, Hymenoptera, Formicidae. Gene Ontology annotation, cellular component: signaling receptor complex. The transcript is spliced from 12 exons. Gene Ontology annotation, biological process: protein phosphorylation; cell surface receptor protein tyrosine kinase signaling pathway; multicellular organism development.
UUUCUCCUUUCGAAUAAGUUAUGACUCAUCUCAUUUGAUAUUUCACAGUUAUUGCUAUCUCUGUUUGUUAGUUACAACUCAUGCAUAUUUUUUUCAGCCUUUAGAUUUCAGUUUUUCUGUACAACACUUACGUUGUAAUCAGAAUAAUACAAUAUUGAUCCGAUCAGGCAAUGAUGAUUUUUCUAAAGUCAGCAACGCAACGAUGUUUACUUUUGUCACUCCAACAUGUCUACAAAUUUAUCACAAUUUAAACAUCUGCGCACCUGAAAAAGUAAAAGGUUUACGGACAGAGUACAUUCAAAAACAAACUAAAGGAUUAUAUAACAUUGCAGUUAAAUGGAGUAAACCUAUUCUACAACCGGACAAUUACACGUUGCGGUUUAACUCAUUUCAAUUUGAACCGCGUUUAAUGGUUGUAUCUGGAAAUGCAGUUGAAGCUCUUUUUUCGAACGUUGAUGUAAGGUUACAAUACGAAAUCAAUAUUGUAGCAGAAUCAAGAGGUGGUGUAAGUUUACAAUCAACUACAUCUGGAAAUAUCGAUCAAGAAUCAGAACUAUCGUAUCAGGAAGUUAUCGUAGCGUUAUCAACAUUAACUAUUGUCGCGGUGGUAUUUGGAAUAAUUUGUAUGCAACAUCGUAACAAAAAGACUAAGCAGAUUAAUAUGGAAUAUAUACAUUUUGAGGAUACUAUGGCCUCCUUAAAAAAAUCUUUACAACGAGAUUAUACGAUAGAAAAUAUUGAUACUCUUUUGCCUGAUGAUAAAUUUCAACUUGCUCCACAACAGUUGAAACUUAAAGGUAUAUUAGGCAGUGGAGCGUAUGGUAUUGUCAGACUUGCCUCAUUGCAAGAUGAAAUCGGCGGUAUCAUGGACGUAGCUGUUAAAAUGAUGAAAGAUAAUCCAACAAUAGAGAAUAUAAAAAAUUUUCAUAUAGAAAUUUCAAUGAUGAAAUCCGCCGGUCAGCAUCCAAAUAUAGUAUCUUUAAUUGGAUACUGUACUAUGUACAAUAAACCUUUAUUAGUAAUGGAAUAUUGUAGCAAGGGUGAUUUACAAACGUAUUUAAGAACGAUUGGGCAGAAUUUAAUGAAUGCUGUAUUCGAGUGUAGGAAUCACUUAAAAUCCAAUAUCGUGAAAUACAAUACUAUGUCGUUUGAUAAUAAAAACAUAAAUCAUGAAAAAUAUGUCUCCAAUUAUAAGAACGCAUAUAGAAUCGCCAAUCACUUAUAUGAUAUUCAACAAGAUGUGAUGAAAUAUACAGAAAAUGUUACUUCUGCUGAUUUAUUGAAUUUUGCUCGACAAGUAGCUACAGGAAUGGAAUUUUUAUCUUCUAAUCGGAUAGUACAUCGUGAUUUGGCUGCUCGUAAUGUAUUAGUGCGGCCAGACAGAAUAGUGAAAAUUUCAGAUUUUGGUCUCAGUCGGGAUAUCUAUCAAGAAAAUGUUUAUCGAAAGAAAGAAAAUGGUAAAUUGCCUUUAAAAUGGAUGGCAAUCGAGGCUUUAACGCAUCAAAUAUAUACUACUUAUAGUGACGUAUGGGCUUUUGGUAUUUUAUUGUGGGAAAUAGUCACUUUAGGUGCUAUACCUUAUCCUGGUAUUCCUGCAAAUAAAACUUUGCAAUUUCUUAAAUCUGGAUAUCGAAUGGAGAGACCACCAAAUUGUAGUCGGGAAUUGUACAACAUAAUGUAUUCGUGUUGGAAUAUAAAAUCACAAAGUAGACCUACUUUUAUUGAAUUAAAACAAAGCUUGGAUAAAUUGCUUGAUAAUUACUCGGAAAAUAAAUACUUGAGUUUGUGCGACAUUCUACAUGAAUCAACUGAUGAAAAUAAUGAACCAAAGUCAAAUACGCAUUAAAUAUGUAACAUAAUUAUACAUAACAAUAUUAAUCCUUUGCAGCAUGGUGUAUACUUUACACUUAAAUGAAUAAAAAGAAGAAAAAGUUCUUCACUUCCGAUUUUUCUGAUACUUUAUUUUCUAUAUCGCUGAUUCCAAAAAUAAAAUCAAAAUUUCAAAAUUUCAAAAUUUCUGGUAGUUUCUUCAAUAUAAUAGUUCCAAUUCCAAAAAAAGCAUAUCUGACGUAAAAUCAAUUGUAAGAAAAAAAUUGCUCUUAUAAGAUAUACUCAAACUCGAUAUAUGACGGUUUUUGGGGUUGCUGAUUACGAAUCUGAAGUCAAAGUUAAAAAAUUUUUUUAAUUUAAGAUGGUGGAUCCAAUAUGGACAAAAUUCAUGAAUAAUAGGCUAAUUUAUUUCAAUUUGAAUAUCUGGAUGGUUUUAAAAUCUCUGAUUACAAAUCUAAAAUUAAAAUUAGAAAAUUGAAAAUGGCAGACCCAACAUGGAGGACCAAGUUUUUUAAAAGUGGUUGGAUUUAUUUAUAUUUGGAUAUUUGAAUUUUUUGAAUUAUUAUUCAUGAAUUUUUAUUCAUUAUCUAAGAAUACUGAAUUGCGAGCUCAAUAUGACUCUUAAGAAUUGCAAAAAAAA